Molecule: messenger RNA, 1240 nt
Organism: Galendromus occidentalis (western predatory mite)
Lineage: Eukaryota; Metazoa; Arthropoda; Arachnida; Mesostigmata; Phytoseiidae
Product: LIM and SH3 domain protein Lasp
Exons: 8
Coding region: 282-1181 (299 amino acids)
Cellular component (GO): focal adhesion
Molecular function (GO): actin filament binding
Source: RefSeq, a predicted model, not a curated record
AUGGUGGUAUCCGCAGUUGAGCGCCGCUUGCCCUCUCUACGUUCGUCACAAGACUCAAUCGUAAACCACGGCAUGCAGCGGUCGGUAGUCUCUGCAGGGUGUUCGGAUUGUCGAGAGUACGCUCCAGUGAUCGCAUAGGGAUAUCCUCGCUGUGAAGAGACUGCGGAAACUUCGGACGGGAAAACAACGCCGGCCGCCAUCCAAACUUCGGUAGCUAGAGGAGAGAGUCGGAACAGCUCUUCUGCGCUCGCUGUGAAUACCGGCCACAUCAUACCUUGACAAUGCAGGCUGCGUCGUGCUGCACCUCUUGCCGGAAGAUUGUCUAUCCAACAGAACGUCUCAGUGUUCUGAAUCAAAUAUUUCAUCGCUCAUGUUUUCGAUGCAGUUCUUGUAGAGCUCCACUCUCACUUCGAUCGUUCACAACGGUCGAGGGGAUCCCUUUCUGUGUCGCCCAUGCACCUUCUCUGCGACCCUCGCCGAUAACAGAUACUCCUGAGAUGAAGCUAGCUGCACGCGCACAGAAGCUCGUAUCGAAGAACACGUAUCAGAAAGAUUUCGAGCAAGACAUAAAGGGGAAAGUUUUGACGGUUGCAGAAGAUCUGGAGACUCUCCGCGUGAAAAAGAACGGAGCGGUGAUCUCGGACAAUCAGUACCAAGGUACUUUGCGUCGGAAACGUGACAUGGAAGCCAAAAGGAAUGCCAGCGACGUCGUCAGACCACACACUGUCGAAUUCGGUACCACUGCGCUCCUGUACAGCGCUGUCGAUGGACGACCCGUGACUUUUGUUGGAAAAUCGAACCAGAAGCCCAUCGGAUCCAUCCACGAUUACGACCCAUACCAAGGCGAGGAGGAUAAACCCAUGUUCACGAAAACGGCCUACGUGGCUGGCUCGACCACCACGAAUGGUUGGGAGCGGGUCGCUAACCUGAAAAAUCGGGAAGACACUCAUCCAUCGAGUGAUAAUAAUAAUUAUAAGAGCGAUCGCAAACCUAAAGCUCGAACAGGCAAAAUGUACCGAGCGGUAUACACGUACAGGGCGCAAGAAGCCGACGAAGUGAGCUUCAACGACGGGGACGUCCUACUCGGAUGCAGUGCGGUGAACGCGGGAUGGACAACCUGCACCGUGCUGCGCAACGGGAAGAGAGGAAUGGUUCCAGCGAACUUCAUCGAGCCUGUCUGACCGGAUGACAAUUGUAUCACUGUAAAUUGUUUCAGCCGAGAAGGAUAAUAAAUGUUUUC